Phialemonium atrogriseum is the source of this 1524-nucleotide messenger RNA. Its product is annotated as fungal-specific transcription factor domain-containing protein. Gene Ontology annotation, biological process: positive regulation of transcription by RNA polymerase II. NCBI's taxonomy places the organism in Eukaryota, Fungi, Ascomycota, Sordariomycetes, Cephalothecales, Cephalothecaceae. Gene Ontology annotation, molecular function: DNA-binding transcription factor activity, RNA polymerase II-specific; transcription cis-regulatory region binding; zinc ion binding. The coding region runs from base 1 to 1524 and encodes 507 amino acids. Gene Ontology annotation, cellular component: nucleus. The record is from RefSeq and is a predicted model, not a curated record. The transcript has 3 exons.
AUGACUCCUGGUUCAACGCCGGCUAAGUUCCCCACGAAAUUGCGCCGAAACACUCCUCGGACCAAGACCGGAUGCCUCACGUGUCGUCAGCGAAAAAAGAAAUGCGACGAAGCCAAGCCACGUUGUUCCGGCUGCAGUCGAAACGAGCUCGAGUGCACGUGGUCAGAGAAGACGCUUGUCAUCCACCCCCGUCGUGACAGUGGCAACGAAUCGGACUCUCCACAGGCGCAUGCCGGGGGCACAGCCCUGGUCCAUGUUGCCGCGAACGCCGAUCCUCUCACUGCCAUGACAUGGUCCGAGGCCUCAGGUUCCUUCAUGAGCCCCCACAGGGCCGCGCUCCUUACCUCGAAAUCCAGCCAGAUGCUGAAGCACUAUAUUUUUGCCUCUAGCACGCUACUCUCCUUCGCGAGCCCAGAGAACAACCCUUACGUCUCGGUCGUGCUGCCACUGGCAUAUGUCGACGACCUGCUUAUGCACUGCGUCACCGCCAUAGGGGGCGCGCUUUUGUCGUGCAGACACCCGGAAAGCGUCGAUCUCCAGACCGCGACGCAUCAUCAUUACUCCUGUGUCUUGCAGGGGCUGCAGGCUAGCUUGCGUGACUUGCAACCCCGACACAUCAACAAGGUUCUGCGGAUCUUACUUGUUCUCGCAAUGUUGUCGACUUUUGAAGGCGUCUCGAUCAGCUGCGCCGACGGAGGCGUAUUCUCACACCUUAGGGCUAGUCGACAGCUCAUUAUGUGGCUAUUAGACGAGCAAUACCGGCCGACGGCCGAGGAUAGUGAGGGUGUCUUCGGGUUCGUCUUGGAGAUAUACGCCUACUCAGUCUUGGUCAAUGAGAUCUGCCCGCACGGCCUUUUGGAGAAUCGAGCGGUUGUCCACGACGAGUUCAUCUUGUCCCUAGAGCUCCUAAGUGGAUGUAGGACAUCCGGGGUGGUGUUCUUUGGUUACCAUCUCCUGUUGGGGAUGAUACCCGAGAUUGCACAGCUAGCAGGCCGACGGGUCCAGGAAGGGGAAACAGACCCGUCAGAAAAUGAUGAGUCUUGUUACGCCGAGCUGGACUCGAGAAUCCGAGGGUGGCAGAACCCUGGGUUUCCAUUGGACAACCCAAGUGCCCAAACAACAACACAACACAACGCCAUGGGAGAGGUAUACAGACAUGCACUUUGGAUUUUCCUGGAGACAGCGAUGAAUGGAAGCUCCAUCCCGAACCAGGGGCUGAGAGACAAGAUCGGACCACAUCUAGAAUCGAUGGCGUCUCAGCUGCUGGGGUACCAACUCCCUACCUCCCGCGUCGCGCCGAUGCUGCUGUGGCCCAUCAUCAUAGCUGGCUCGAUAGUCCUCGAAGACUUCGGGCGUAUUUUGCUAUCAGAGGGGUUGAGGAAUACGCCGUAUUUGGCGUGGAGCUCCAUUCGAGCGGCCGAGCUUCUGGAACUGCUCUGGGCGGACGAUGAUCCCAGGGCCUACGGCCCAUACGGGCUAUAUCUGGUGAUGAAGAAGCACAACAUCAAUUUUUGCGUGUCUUGA